GCAUGGCAACAAGAAUUAGGGUUUUUUCUUUUUUUUUUUGUUUGUGUAUAAAGCGCAGCGGCGGCAGGCGGCGGCGAGCUCGUAUUUUUCGUUAGGGUUUUUGUAAGAUCAACCCUCUCGCCUCUGCAAAAAAUGACUAAGCGAACGAAGAAGGCUGGAAUUGUUGGCAAAUAUGGUACCAGAUAUGGUGCUAGUUUGCGUAAACAAAUCAAGAAGAUGGAGGUUUCACAGCAUGCAAAGUAUUUCUGUGAGUUCUGUGGAAAGUUUGCUGUGAAAAGAAAAGCGGUUGGAAUUUGGGGUUGCAAAGAUUGUGGGAAGGUCAAGGCUGGUGGCGCUUAUACUUUGAACACGGCCAGUGCUGUGACUGUGAGGAGCACCAUCCGCCGACUGAGGGAGCAAACUGAAUCGUAAUGCACGACAUGUAGCUUCGACUUGUAAAAGCUAUUGAGGCAGGUUUGCCUGUUGCUUAGCUAUGAAAUUUGAGUGUUAGAUUUGAGAAUGGAUGCUUGAAAUCUAAGGGUUUGUUUUUGUUUGAUUAUUGUAGGCUUAUCUUUUAUGGGAAAAUUUAAAUCUUUUCUGUUUA
Molecule: messenger RNA, 583 nt
Organism: Zingiber officinale
Lineage: Eukaryota; Viridiplantae; Streptophyta; Magnoliopsida; Zingiberales; Zingiberaceae
Product: 60S ribosomal protein L37a-1
Exons: 5
Coding region: 133-411 (92 amino acids)
Biological process (GO): translation
Cellular component (GO): ribosome
Molecular function (GO): structural constituent of ribosome
Source: RefSeq, a predicted model, not a curated record